Messenger RNA from Rotaria sp. Silwood2, 2307 nucleotides. The record is from the annotation of a GenBank genome assembly. NCBI's taxonomy places the organism in Eukaryota, Metazoa, Rotifera, Eurotatoria, Philodinida, Philodinidae.
AUGAAUUUACGACUGCCAGUGUCCUUCGUGCUCGCAAUUGACGAAGUAACGCUUGAAGAUCUUACUACUUCUGAUCCACAAUUGUCCGACACAUGUUUACAGCGAUAUUUUGUAAUACUUCUGGAAGCAGUCAGAGAUGAAGUUCUUGAACAUUUAGAAAGUAAUCAUCGUGUUCAAGUCAUCUACCGUCAAGAUGGCUCGAAUUGUACAUCAAGUCGUCCGAAAUUACAUCGACUUAUUAAUAAGCAAUUGCAACAAUUUACACUUGAUUUAACAGCAGACAUUGUGCAUUUUCUUACUAUUGAGGGCGAAAAACAAACAAAACUAGAGCGAUUAGAUUUAGUAAAAAUCUAUUAUCGUCAAGCACGGUUGCUGAAAGAAUGGGCUAUGUCAUUUGUUAAAGCUAAACCAUGCCACAUUCUACUCAUUCCAUUGAACUGCAGUCGAGAAAAUUUGCACAGUGCCAAGGAGCGAGUACAGAAGCUUUGCAUCAAUUUGGGCUAUCCAUCUGUAAUCAUUCGAAUACUUGACAAUUAUAUUCCUUCAAGUAACGAAGAAAAACCAUGUCUUCUUCCAUAUAGUCAAGCACUGUUUAAUUAUGAACAUCCACUGUAUAUCUGUGAACUAAUUAAAAAACUAUCACCGUUACGAUUAUAUUUAUAUGGUAACGAUGAAUGUAUUUCCAGUGAAUGGAGUAGUUUAAUGAUAAGUUCUGAAACACAUGUCAUGGAAGAUGAAGAUAAUUGGUGUAGUUUUGUUGAAAAUGAAUAUAUUAAUGAUGAAAUCAAAUGGAAUUUUAGAUCUUUAUUUGGAGAAAAAUGGCAAAUUAAACGAAUAGCUCCAAUUAAUUUAACUGAAUUAAAUAAACAUCUUCGAUUUCAAUCAGCUCUUUGCCGAGCUUAUAAAACACUCAGCCAUCGUCAAUUUGAAGUAACAUCAGAAAUAUUUGAAUGGUACGAUAGGUGUGUACGCGAAGGAUUUCUUCAUAUAGAGCCUAAAUUGUCUAUUCAAGAAAAAAAUAAAACUGCAAAUCAUAAAAUUCUAGCAGUUGUAGCUUAUUCAAAAUGUAUUGUUCAAAACCCAUCGUCUUUUGAUUAUCACCAAAAGACAAAAUCCAAAGGAUUAUCAUGUAUUUGGCUUGAUGAAAUUCUAAAUUCAUCGAAUAAUUAUCUUGAUCAAAUAAUUGAACCAUAUCAAUGGCAUUUUUUUGAUAAUUUAUUACAAUGUAUACCAUAUAUUGAAAAUCAAUUACGUGAACAAAAUGAAAUCUUUCUUAUUGCAUCAGGUGCACUAGGUUAUGAAUUAUUUCUUACAGCUUAUCGUUUGAUGGCAGCAAUUCGAUAUGUUUAUAUUUAUUGUUCUCAACUUGGUUUACAAGGAAACUGGACAAAAUAUUAUCGACAAAUACGAGGAGUUUUUAAUGAUUCUUUGACAUUAGGAGAAAAAUUGAAACCAGAUUUCGAACAAACUUCUUUGAAGCCAAUCGAUGAUCAAACAUUGAUUUCUAUAUCAAUCAUUGUUUAUAAUCCAAAACAACCUCAUGAGUUUAUGGCUCAUCAACGUACAAUAGACACUCUUCUUUGUCUACCGCACACAGAUGAAGCACGUGCUGUAAUGAUUGAAGAAUUUCGUCGUGUAUAUAGUGAUAAUGAGGCGACUCUCGCUGAAAUUGACAUAUUCGCACAAACCUAUCAUUCCAAUAGUGCUAUUCAAUGGUAUACUCGUGAUUCAUUUUUAUUUCGUUUAAUUAAUAAAGUACUGCGAUUGAGUGAUGUUCAAAUGAUGUUCAAAUUACGAUAUUUUCUCACUGAUCUUUAUGUGCAACUUGAUGAUCUUUAUAAACAAACAUAUGCAUUAUAUAAUACACAAAAAUUCGAAAAACUUUAUCGUGGUCAACUAGUAUCAAAAACAGAAUUCGAAUAUUUUAAACAACUUCAGGGUCAUAUUAUAUCAAUAAACACAUUUUUAUCUACAACUGCAUCAUUACAAAUAGCUCUUGCAUUUGCAAAUGGAUCUUGGAACAAUAUUGAUUUUGUUCCAAUUGUAUUUUGCAUUGAGACAAAGUCACAUGUUCAACAUAAACGGCCAUAUGCAAAUAUUUCAAGUUUUUCGGCCUAUAGAGAUGAAGAGGAAGUUUUAUUUGCUAUGGGUAGUUUAUUCCGUAUUCAAUCAAUUGAAAAAUUGGAUCGAAUGAAUAACAUUCCUGUUAUCUAUUUACAAAUGAUUGAUCAACAAGAACUAGACGGAUCAUAUGAACAAUCUCAUUCGAAAAUGGUACAUCUCGUAUUGAGACUAACGAGCACUUAA